Molecule: messenger RNA, 2230 nt
Organism: Drosophila ananassae
Lineage: Eukaryota; Metazoa; Arthropoda; Insecta; Diptera; Drosophilidae
Gene: ACOX1
Product: probable peroxisomal acyl-coenzyme A oxidase 1
Exons: 8
Coding region: 11-2020 (669 amino acids)
Biological process (GO): fatty acid beta-oxidation using acyl-CoA oxidase; lipid homeostasis
Cellular component (GO): peroxisome
Molecular function (GO): fatty acid binding; FAD binding; acyl-CoA oxidase activity
Source: RefSeq, a predicted model, not a curated record
AGCAGCCAAAAUGCCAGCCAAGGAAGUGAAUCCCGACCUGCAAAAGGAGCGCAAUACGGCUACCUUCAAUCCACAUGAGUUCUCCGUAUUCUGGGCGGGCGGAGAGGACAGAUACAAGGAGAAGAAGGCCCUAGAAAAAAUGUUUCUGGAGGACCCGGCCCUGCAGGAUGACCUACCCAUUUCAUAUCUAUCGCACAAAGAACUCUACGAACACAGUCUGCGAAAGGCCUGUAUUAUUGGAGAGAAGAUUCGCAAGCUCCGCGCUGAUGGCGAAGACGGAGUUGAUACCUACAAUGCCUUGCUUGGUGGAUCGCUGGGAGCUGCUAUUCUGAAGGAAGGAAAUCCAUUGGCACUGCACUACGUCAUGUUCGUGCCCACCAUCAUGGGCCAGGGCACCAUGGAGCAGCAAGUGGAGUGGCUGAGCAAGGCCUGGGACUGCGAGAUUAUUGGCACGUACGCCCAAACUGAGCUGGGACAUGGCACAUUCUUGCGUGGCCUGGAAACCCGAGCUGAUUACGAUCCCAAGACCCAGGAGUUUGUGAUAAACACACCCACUCUAAGUGCCUACAAGUGGUGGCCUGGAGGAUUGGGUCACACGGCAAACCAUGCUGUGGUGGUUGCUCAGCUCUACACCAAGGGCGAGUUCCGUGGCCUGGCGCCCUUCAUUGUCCAGCUUAGGGAUUCCGACACUCAUAAGCCCAUGCCCGGCAUCGACAUCGGAGAUAUUGGCACCAAACUGGGUAUGAAGGCAGUUAACAAUGGCUACCUUGGUCUAAAAAAUGUGCGGGUGCCUCUGAAUAAUAUGCUAAUGAAGAAUCAGCAGGUCUUGCCCGAUGGAACCUAUGUGGCACCCAAAAACUCAGUCCUCACUUAUGGAACAAUGAUGUUUGUGCGUUGUGCUCUGAUCCGUGAUACUGCCCAGAGUUUGGCCAAGUCCUCCACUAUUGCAACCCGCUACUCAGCAGUGCGCCGUCAGAGUCCCAUUGAUCCCAAUCAGCCGGAACCACAGAUCAUGGACCACACCACUCAACAGCUCAAGCUGUUCCCCCAGAUUGCCAAGGCUAUUGUGUUUAAAACCACCGGCGAUGGCAUCUGGAACAUGUACAACGUAAUCUCCGGUGAGAUCGAGCAGGGCAAUCUGGACCGCCUGCCUGAGAUGCAUGCUCUGUCUUGCUGCCUGAAGGCAGUUUGUAGCGCGGACGCUGCGGCUGGUGUUGAAACUUGUCGGCUGUCAUGCGGAGGACAUGGCUUCAUGGACUGCUCGAAUUUCCCAACGAUAUACGGCAUGACCACGGCUGUGUGCACGUACGAGGGCGAAAACACUGUUAUGCUGCUCCAGACCGCUCGCUAUCUGGUGAAGGUGUAUGGCCAAGCUCUCAACGGAGAGAAACUGGUGCCCACCGUGGCCUAUAUCAACGAAGCUCUGAGUCAACAAAAGUUUGUGAACUUUGAUGGCUCCCUGGAGUCUAUUGUGAAGGCAUUCCAAUUUGUAGCAGCCAACAAAACCCGAAUCGCUUAUGAGCAAAUAGAACUGCGUCGUAAACAGGGUCAUGGAACUGAGGUGGCGGCCAACCUAUGCGGUACAUUCUUGACGGCAGCAGCAGAUCUCCAUGCUCGUGCCUUCUUGGCUCAAUCUGCGUAUACGGAGCUCUUAGCAGUUUCUCGCGAAGUCUCGCCUGCUCUGGGAGAUGUUCUCAAAGUGGUAUUGGAGCUCUAUCUGGUGGAUGCUUGUCUGAACCGUAUUGGGGACUUUUUGCGCUUUAUUGAUCUUACUGAUCAAGAUGUCACUAAACUCGAAGUCCGUCUGGAGAGCUGCCUUAAGCGCUUGCGUCCGAAUGCUGUGGCCUUGGUGGACAGCUUUGAUCUGCAUGAUCGCGUUUUGGACUCCGCCCUGGGUGCCUACGAUGGCAAUGUUUACGAGCACAUCUUCGAGUCGACCAAGAAGAACCCGCUAAACAAGGAGCCCGUGAACGGAUCAUUCCACAAGUACUUGAAACCAUUCAUGAAGGCACACCUCUAAGUAGCCACUUAUUUAACCGGAGAUUACCUCCAACAUUAUUGUUACUAUUGUAAAUAUACCUGUAUGUUUGUAUUGUUCGCGUACUGAGCAACUAUUUGCUUAGCAAUGGUCUGAAAGACAAUUUGAUGUGAGAGACAGAAAGUUGUGGCUUGUGCUGUUGAAACUAGGCUGUAAAAAUAUACAACAAAUAAAUGAAAAACAUUUAGUGUA